Molecule: messenger RNA, 912 nt
Organism: Hymenoscyphus albidus
Lineage: Eukaryota; Fungi; Ascomycota; Leotiomycetes; Helotiales; Helotiaceae
Source: the annotation of a GenBank genome assembly
AUGAUGGACGAUACAUAUGCGCCUCGUUCCCCCGACCUUUCUGCCCUCAUAUCUUCACCCACCAAGCAACAAUUCACCUCCCAACCCACCAACAACCCACAAUCUCCCAUUCACUCUUCAUACAAUCUCCCCUCCCAGUCCCCACGAAAUCCGUAUCCCUUCCAAAACAGUCAACAAUCACAGGCGCAUCCCUUUGGCGGCGGAACUGGGUUUGCCGACUACAAUAAUUCGCAAUAUCAAAUUCCCUCUCUACCAGCCUCGCACUCAUUCUCCACCACCGCGUCCUCCUCAAAUUACUAUCCGCCCUCGACCCAAUCUCAAUCACAACCACACUUUCAAUCUCACUACCAACAAGAAAUCAAAACUGAAGAUAAUUACCCCUCCAACACCCCCACCAAAGACCCGACCUACAGACCACCGCCCACCAUGGCGUCCCGCGGUGCGCGUCAACCACGCAAUAACAACCAGACCCUCGCAUCCUCCUCCGCGCCGCCUCCCACAUACAAAGACCCCAACCCAAACAACAUCGAGAUCAAGACCAAAUUCCCUGUUGCGCGCAUAAAGCGAAUAAUGCAGGCGGACGAGGAGGUCGGAAAAGUCGCGCAAGUAACACCCGUCGCGGUCUCGAAAGCACUGGAACUUUUUAUGAUCGCCCUAGUAGGAGGAGCUGCAGAAAAGGCCAAGGAGAAGGGCGGGAAGAGAGUCACGGCCCAGCAUUUGAAGCAAGUUGUGUUAGGGAGCCCGGAGCAAUUCGAUUUUUUGGCGGAUAUUGUUGCGAGAGUGAGUGAGGCGCAGGAGGGCGCUGGGGGCGAGGGAAGAAAGAGAAAGGAGAAGCAGGAGGUUAGUGAGAGUGAUGAGGAGGUUAAGAAGCCUAAAAAGACCAAGGGGCGGAAAAAGAAGAAUGAGGAUUAG